This is a messenger RNA of Mastomys coucha (southern multimammate mouse), 2480 nucleotides long. It is a transcript of the gene Tacc3, whose product is annotated as transforming acidic coiled-coil containing protein 3. Gene Ontology annotation, cellular component: cytoplasm. The record is from RefSeq and is a predicted model, not a curated record. Bases 340 to 2355 code for a protein of 671 amino acids. The transcript is spliced from 15 exons. NCBI's taxonomy places the organism in Eukaryota, Metazoa, Chordata, Mammalia, Rodentia, Muridae. Gene Ontology annotation, biological process: cell population proliferation; cerebral cortex development; mitotic spindle organization.
GACAGUUCCCAUACGCCCCCACGCUCCCACUGUGCCCUCAGUCACGGAAGCGGAACUUCCUGCGCAUGGAGGGCGGGACCAGCAUGGCCUGCUAUUGGCCGCCGGCGGCUAUGCCAGGACUCUUCUGCUGCGCGCUGAUUGGCUGCGGAACGUCAACUCCCGGUAUUUGAACCUGGGGCGGGCUUAGCGGACGUCGUUCACGGACUGCGAGAGCAGAUCUUGUUGGGAUUCCUUUGGCUCGGUUUCUCCAGCUCGUUUUUCUUAGCGCGAAGCAGGUACGGCGCUCCUCCCUUGCGGUGGGCGUCCGCGCGGGCCCAAGGAUCAGCAGCCGUAGUCAGAAUGAGUCUGCAUAUAUUAAAUGACGAAAAUGUGCCCAAUGAAAAGAGUUCAGAAUGCCGUGACUUCCUGUUUUCGCCACCAGAAGCUACCGGAAGAUCCUCUGUUCUUCGUCUGUCGCAGAAAGAAAAUGUACAACCCAAGAGCCAAGCUAAAGCCGCAAGGGUGACUUUUCAGACACCUCUUCGGGAUCCACAGACACACAAGAUCUUAAGCCCUAAUAUGACCAGCAAGCUAGAGGCUCCUUUUGCUCUGGAUGACAAUAUUGGGUUACAAAAUGACCGCUAUGUCUUCUUACAGAAAAAGAACCAGUUGCCGUUAGCCCCAGUGGGUGAUACACCUGUGGCUCAGAUGGCAGCCACGAUCCUAAGAGCAGAAGGCGAGUCACAGGAGGGAAUCUUGAAUUCCUCAAGCCUUUCAGCUUUCACAAGUUUUCUGGACAGUGAGCUGUUGGCCCCUCCUAUUGAGCCAGUUCUGGAGCCUUCCCAUCAGGAACCAGAGCAUAUCUUGGAUGGUAAGCUUGAGCCAGUGCUGGAAUCUUCUCAUCAGAGACCAGAGUUUUUCUUGGACAGUGAGCUGUUGGCCCCUCCUAUUGAGCCAGUUCUGGAGCCUUCCCAUCAGGGACCAGAGCCUAUCUUGAACAGUGAGCUGGUGACCUCUCCUAUUGAGCCAGUGCUGGAGCCUUCCCAUCAGGGACCAGAGUCUGUCUUGAACAGUGAGCUGGUGACCCCUCCUAUUGAGCCAGUGCUGGAGCCUUCCCAACAAGGACCAGAGCCUAUCUUGAACAGUGAGCUGGUGACCCCUCCUACUGAGCCAGUGCUGGAGCCUUCCCAACAAGGACCAGAGCCUAUCUUGAACAGUGAGCUGUUGGCUCCUCCUACUGAGCCAGUGCUGGAGCCUUCCCAACAAGGACCAGAGCCUAUCUUGAACAGUGAGCUGGUGACCUCUCCUACUGAGCCAGUGCUGGAGCCUUCCCAACAAGGACCAGAGCCUAUCUUGAACAGUGAGCUGGUGACCCCUCCUACUGAGCCAGUGCCAGAACCUUCCCAUCAGGGACUAGAACCUGUCUUGGACCCAAAGGAAGAGAGCUUCAGAGAUCCAACAGAAGUUCUAGGUACUGGUGCUGAAGUGGAUUAUCUGGAACAGUUUGGAACUUCCUCGUUUAAGGAGUCAGCCUGGAGGAAGCAGUCUUUGUACUUGAAAUUUGACCCCCUUCUGAAAGAGAGCCCUUUGCGGCUAAUGGCAGUGGCCCCAGUGACAAAUAGUACACAGGAUACAGAGGAGUCUGGCUCUGGAAAUCUGAUAGAAGCCAAGCUUGUUGACUUAGAUUUCUUGGGAGGUCUGGAUGUUUCUGUAUCAGCCCCACCCCUAUGUGUCCUUGAGCCUAGAGGUCUCCUUCCUGUUGAGCCUAUUGUGGAUGUGCUGAAAUACAGCCAGAAAGACCUGGAUGCAGUGGUGAAUGUGAUGAAGCAGGAGAACUUGGAGCUGAAAAGCAAGUAUGAGGACCUCAACGCAAAGUAUUUGGAGAUGGGGAAGAUCGUUGAUGGGUUUGAGAAGAUUGUGUACAAGUCAAUGGAGGAGGCUGAGAAACAGAAGGAACUAGCCGAAGACAAAAUCCAAAAGGUUUUAAAAGAGAGAGACCAACUUAAUGCAGACCUGAACUCCAUGGAAAAGUCCUUCUCUGACCUUUUCAAGCGGUUUGAAAAACAGAAGGAAGUGAUUGAAGGCUACCAGAAGAAUGAAGAGUCACUGAAGAAGUGUGUUGAGGAAUACAUAGAGAAGAUUGGAAAAGAAGGCUUGAGGUACCAGGCGCUGAAGGCCCAUGCAGAACAAAAGCUCAAGCUGGCAAAUGAGGAGAUCACCCAAAUACACAGCAAGGGCCUGGCUUUGCAGGCAAGCCUGAGGAAGGCACAGAUGCAGAUCCACUCACUGGAGAAGACUGUGGAGCAGAAGACUAAAGAAAACGAUGAGCUGACCAGGAUCUGUGACGACCUUAUCUCUAAGAUGGAGAAGAUCUGACCAUAGCCAACUGUCACCAGCCCUCUCCUGUCUGUCUGCCCAUUUCUCUCUUAAGUGUGGUUUAUUUAACCUCUAUUCAUUUCUAAAUUACUUUGAAAAGACUAAAGUUUAAUUUGAAACCCAAA